This is a messenger RNA of Plectropomus leopardus (leopard coralgrouper), 2034 nucleotides long. RefSeq names its product F-box and leucine-rich repeat protein 15 (gene fbxl15). Gene Ontology annotation, molecular function: protein binding. Lineage: Eukaryota; Metazoa; Chordata; Actinopteri; Perciformes; Serranidae. Gene Ontology annotation, cellular component: SCF ubiquitin ligase complex. The record is from RefSeq and is a predicted model, not a curated record. Gene Ontology annotation, biological process: SCF-dependent proteasomal ubiquitin-dependent protein catabolic process.
UGGGUUACACCUCAAACGGUUGCAAGAUGCUAAAGGAAAAUACGGUAAUUUGGCAUUUAUGUGGAGAACAACACGCCUUUAAAAACUCUGUAUAACACAACUGACUCAACAUGGACGAAGACGCUAAGAUACGACCAUGUCAUCUUCUGGACUUGCCCUGGGAGGAUGUGCUUGUUCCACAUAUUUUGUGCCACCUGCCGCUGCAACACCUCGUCAGCCUGCAGAGGGUGAGCAAGCAGUUUCACAGCCUCAUCCAGGUGUAUCUGGCCAACUGCAGGACGUUUGAUCUGUCCUCGAUUGGACCAUCCAUUCCCAAGGAAGCAUUUUGCAACUUGUUAAAGGACAAUAAAGUUCUCCACAGCCUGUCUCUGCAGAACUGUUCAGACUGGGUGACAGACAAGGAGCUGCUGCCAGUUAUCGGCCAGAACCAGCACCUGCAGAGAGUGGACAUGAGCGGGUGUGUUUGGCUCACCCGACACUCCCUGGUGGCGGUAUCCUUGAGCUGCAUGCACCUCCAGCACUUCGGCCUGGCGCACUGCGAGUGGGUGGACAGCCUGUCCCUGCGCAGCCUGGCUGACCACUGCGGGGGGCUGCAGUCGAUCGACCUCACCGCCUGCCGCCAGCUCAAGGACGACGCCAUCUGCUACCUGGCCAAGAAGUGCUUGAAGUUGAGGUCUCUAUCUUUGGCGGUGAACGCCAACAUCACUGACGAGUCGGUGGAGGAGGUGGCCAAGAACUGCAGGGGCCUGGAGCAGCUGGACCUGACAGGUUGCCUGCGGGUCAGGAACCAGUCCAUCAGGACUCUCGCAGAGUACUGCCCGAAGCUGCAGUCCCUGAAGGUGAAUCACUGUCACAAUGUGACAGAGUCGAGCCUGGAUCCUCUACGGAAGCGCAAUGUAGUGAUCGAUGUGGAGCCGCCUUUGCAGAGGGCUCUGGUGCUUCUUCAGGAUGUGCUGGGGUUCGCACCGUUUAUCAAUCUCCAGAUAUAGCCAAAGGGCCGUCUGUCUGUCUAACAAGUGCACGCAGGUGUCUUCAUCAAAGCAGUCACUCUCAGGUGCAUCACGUGUGCACGUGAGUUGCUUGAAGAAACAUUGAGACAAUCCAAGAAGACCUGGACGUUUUACUCUCAAGUUUAAAAAAAAAAAAACAAACCCCAAAAACUCAGUGGAAUGUGAUCAAAGAUGCAAAUUUAAGAUGGAAAUGAAAAUAAGUCUGCAUUGCAAAUGAGAAAUGAAAGCCAUGUACAUUUAAAAAAAUUGCUGCUUCACGUCCGAAAGAUGUCACUGCACUAUUUGUCAGUCGUUCAGUGGUGUAAUCAUGUGGCUUUAUAGAAAAAGCGAUUCUAGCCAAAGUACAGAAUAUUGUUUUGUUGUUUUCUCAAACACAAAGUACAUCUUUGUGUAUAUGAAGUCUUAAGAAUCAUUUACGUUUCAUUUAGAAACAUUAAAAAAAUGUUUGAGUUUAAUUGAACAUUUUAUUUUGCAUGUAUGUGCCAGCUUAAAGGAUCAAUUCACCCAAAUCACGGCAAAACAUUUUCUCACUUAUUUGAUUGGUUUUAUGUACGAAGGUUUUUUAAGAGCUCCGCUGCUGAGACUUUUGCUGCCGCCACUAUACAAGAAUGUGAAUGCAGCGUUGUGGUGCUGACUGUGUGUCUUCCAGAAAUAACAUCCUGAAUCCUCAGGAUGAUCCACAGACCUCACUGUCAACAGUUUUUAAACUUCUUGCAUGUUAGAUGCUGUUGACCUGCAUCGUUGCUCACGGUAACACCAAACUAUCAACAUGGCUUCACGCCACCACAGAUUAGUGGGAAAAUGUUUAUAUAUUUUCUUGUGACGUGGGUGAAGGAACCCUUUAUCUGUAUUAUAAAUGCGUACUUGUAUAGCCUCGUAUUUGUUUAAAAUAAGUAAAGGAAUUUAUUAUGACUGUUUACCAUCAAACUCUUGAAAUGAGUUUUGUAAAAAAAAAAGUGUUGAAAUGCUUUUACGCAGUGAUACAGUGUAUGAAUUACAUAAGGAAUAUUAAAUUUUAAAAUGC